AUGUCUGCAAAAGCAGACCUCGACGGCUUUGAUGAACGUCUCCGUAAACGCACUAUGGCUGCCCCGCAUCCUCUUGAUACUGUACCAACGGAUCCUUCCUUGAAGCCGCGUGGGGUAAUCCCAAAUACGCCUUUGGCUGCGUCCGCCGUGUCGUUCUUGCUUGGAUCCUUAUUCGUCCUUGGAUUCUUGACAUUUGCUGUUGGAGGCUUCGAGCGCUUCUGGUGGACGACAUAUCAACUAGGAUUUUUCUUUGCUGCAUGGUCAGCGUUCCACUGGGGCGAAUUUGCUGUUACCGCGGGGUGGAACAAGGACAAAUGUAGCAUUGACUCAUUCCUUCUCGAGAACGGGAUGACGUAUCAUAUAGCGCAUGGUGUGGCUCUGCUCGAAUACCUGAUUACCUUGUACUUCAAGCCGGCAUUCAAGAACUAUCCUCGCGUCUCUUAUGCCGGCAUGCUUCUCGUUCUCAUCGGCCAAAUUCUGCGAUCCACUGCCAUGAUUCAUGCAGCAUCCAAUUUCUCUCAUGCCAUUGCACUGCGGAAAUUAGACUCGCAUGUCCUUGUAACUGGCGGAGUAUAUAGGUAA
This is a messenger RNA of Fibroporia radiculosa, 582 nucleotides long. RefSeq lists its product as uncharacterized. The transcript has 3 exons. The record is from RefSeq and is a predicted model, not a curated record. Lineage: Eukaryota; Fungi; Basidiomycota; Agaricomycetes; Polyporales; Fibroporiaceae. Gene Ontology annotation, biological process: C-terminal protein methylation. Bases 1 to 582 code for a protein of 193 amino acids. Gene Ontology annotation, cellular component: endoplasmic reticulum; membrane. Gene Ontology annotation, molecular function: protein C-terminal S-isoprenylcysteine carboxyl O-methyltransferase activity.